AAUCAUCUAUUAGGCUUCAACAUUCAGGGGAAUGAAGAUAAAAUUGGGAGUGGUGGUCGGCGGAAUGCUGCCAUUUUUUCCCUAAGAUAAAUUAUUUAAUCAGUCUCUGUUACAUUUGUUUUGUCAUAUUCCUCUGUGGUAUGGAGAGGUUCACCUGCUUAUUCAGUGUUCCCACAGCUUCGUGUCGUGUCUCUUCCUUUAUCCAAUGAAAACCCCCAAGUCACUCAUACCUACUUCCGGACGUAGACUCCUACCGCUGCAGAGUAGCUUUCAGUUCUUAGUGCCUGCGCUACUCAGAAGACGGAUCGUCAUGAACCAUGUGUGUCGUUGCCGGUCGCGUUGGAUUACAAAAGUAUCAUUCUGAGGAUUUUUCUACGGAUAAACAGCAGAUCACAACUAAAGUCCUGAGAAGUAGUGGAUAUCGGCAAGAGUUGCGCUCUGUUGAACAUAAGGAAAUAUCACGGGAGCGUUCAGUAUUCCGUUUGAGGCGUGGAUGACAAAGAGAUUUAUUUGAGUGGGAAAGUAGCCUGUGCACCUCGCCAAAAUGGAAGAGAUCUUUGCUUCUUUUAUUGUGUUAGCAACUUUAGCUCUAUGUGAGGGCAGGGUUGUGAAAGUUCCGGUCGGCCCUUUGGUCCGUGUUGAGGGCCAGGCUGUGUCCCUUCGCUGCGACGUAUCCGACUAUGAGGGUCCCAGAGAUCAGGACUUUGAGUGGACCAUGCUGCAAGCGGGGAAGGAGUUACAGGUUGUGUCAACGUUCGACAGCGCGUAUCCCGACACCCUCUUGAGGGACCGCGUCUCCAGUGGCGACAUUAGCAUCAAGAAGCUCAGCGACUCGUCUGUCGAGCUGAAAAUCAAGAAAGUUCGAGCCACAGACAGUGCCACCUAUCGGUGCAGUACUCCCAGCACGGACACGACGGUCAAAGGGAACUACUUUGCAGAUGUGGCGCUCAAAGUGAUAGGGGACAGCCUGAGGGUGGCGCCGUCAAUCCCAAAGCCUGUGGUGUCUGAAGGGGACCAGCUGGAGCUUCACUGCAACACCACCAGAGCGUUCACCGAGCACACCUCCCUGUCCGUCACGUGGUCCCACAAGAAGGGUGGCUCGCCAGCGUCGGAGAUCCUGACCUUCGGCCCUGAGGACAAGGUCACGGUGGCCACUGGGUCUGCCCAGCGCUAUGCGGACGGCGGGCUCCGAUUGGACCUGCGUGGAGGUGGGUUCUACGGGCUGGUUCUGUCUGGGGCCCGGCCAGAGGACCAGGGGAAGUACGUGUGCACGGCCAGAGAAUGGGUGAGGCAGGCCGGAGGCUCCCUGGACAAGAUUCUGGAGAAGAGUGAGGAGAUGGGCACUGUCACCGUCAAACCUACAGCCAAUUCUCUCCAGGUCACUGUGGAGAAGAACACCACCUUAAACAUGGAGGACACCCUCAACCUCACCUGCUCCGUGGCUGGCGACCUGGCCUCCCUUGGUCUGGAGGUGGAGUGGCUCAUGGGGUCAGACGCGUCCGCCAGCCCACAGGUUGUAGUCCGCAUGGACCGGGACGGGACGGUCACCGGAGGCUCGGCCCAGCUGGCUCUGUCGCGGGUGGCGCCGGGAGACUUUCGACUCGUCGCGCCGAAGGUGGAGCGGUCCAACUCGGGCUGGUACUCCUGCCGUGUGCGGGCCUGGCUGCCCCAGAGCAGCAGCAAGUGGUACCAGGCCGCAGAGAUGACCUCCAACCCGGUCCAGGUUCUGGUGGCCCAGCUCGGUGAGUCCUUGAACCGAACAAUGCAUACUCCACAUCAUGGCGACUUUUUGUCUUCUGCCUCUCUCCUCUUUUGUCUUUCCUUACCUUACAUCUGUAUACCCCCAUUCCUCUCCCUCACUCUCGAUUCCUCUCUCUCCUGCUCUCUCUCUCUCUCUCUCUCUCUCUCUCUCUCUCUCUCUCUCUCCCCAUCUCCCCCACCCUACCUACCUGUGUUUUUUCUUACCUCACAUCUCCUCACUUCAGGUGACGUGUCGUUCGAGGUGCAGUGGUUCCAGUCCCCCAUCCGCGCAGUGGAGAACGGUGGGGCCGAGCCGCUGGUCAGCAUGGACCGCUGGGGUGUGGUGCGAAAGAGCGCGCCGGACGCCAACCUGUCGGCGGACUGCAGCCUGGAGCGCAGCGAUGCCCACACCUUCACGCUGAGCGUGCACGGGACGCGUGACGCUGACGCAGGGGACUAUUACUGCGUGGCCACGCCCUGGCUGCUGGCCCCAGCCUCGGGAGCCUGGAGUAAAGGACGCCAGCUCAAAUCACAGCCCAUAUACCUCUCCAUCAGGCUGGCACUGUGGGCGUCCAUGCGUCUGCCCCUGCUGUGUGGCGUGGGGGCCGCUGUGGCCGUCGGCCUGCUGUCCAUCCUGGUGGGCCUGAUCUGCGCCCAGUGCUGCUGCCGCAACGCGCUGCACACCCCCCGCUCCACCAACAAGCUCAUGGACAUGGAGAUGGACUGACUAACCGCCCCGCCUUUCCCUCCGCUCAGACACGCCUUCAACGGGCGCUCCGCGCGGGAUCGGGAUCGGGGUUGCGACCGAGACCGAGAGGGAGAGGCCGGCUUCCCCCCCUUUUCUCCACUGACCACAGACUCGUUCCCUUCAAUGUGACUCCCAGGCACUCUCUCUUACUCGAGGCUUUUAUGACAAGGCCACACACACACACACACACACACACACGCAAGCACACACACAUACAUUAUACACCGUGACCUAGGGACCGAGCUCUGGCAUGGACGUUAUUGCCAGGUUAUGUUCCAGGAAGAAGCUUUUUGCUCUAGACUGCGCCUCAAAGCCUCUGAGACUGAGGGAAAUAGUUCAAAAGCUGUGUGUGUGAGGGUUUUAAGAGACACUAGUGUAUUUUUUAUACGUGUGUGGUUAUGUGUUCUAAGAGGAAGCUUAUUGCUCGAGACUUCACUUCAAAGACAAAAAGUAUGUUUUUUGUGCGUGCGUGUGUGUUUGCGUGCGUGCGUGUGUGUGUGUGUGUUUGGAGGGGAGGCUUAAACCACUCUGCACAAGACUAUUCAACUGCUCGCUGCUGAGCCAAAUUGACCGACGACGCACUUCUUUCAGGAAAACCUCACCAGCAGUGGCACAGCGUACACACACGGACACACACACACACAAACUACAUUAUAAGUGUUUUUUUAAGUGUAAAGUGGCAGAGUGCUUCUCACAGGUGUGUGUGGGUGUAGAGGGGGCUGUUUAAGGUGGCAGGCUUUAUGUGGAGUGGUUUAUGGACCCUGUGAUUUCUGGUGGUGGUUGGCCUGAAACAGACUGCUAUGCAUCGUAUUGGAGGAGAGUAACAGGAGAGACACUUGACCCUGUGAUGGAGACUCUCUCUGCAGGGGGGCUGCCCAGCAUCCACCUGACUGGAAAUCCUGUUUGAUGUUGUGUUUCCAUGAUGAUAUCCCCAUCCACCCCACCCAGGAGCACUACUGCAACCCCCCCCCCCCCCCCCCCCCCACACACACACACAGGCUGGCUGAGCUCCAGUAGGCGCACCAGGCCUUGUCAGGCGGUUGUUCCCCAUGGAGGAGGGUCUGUCAGGGCAGACAUGUCACUCUCACUCCCCAGUGACCUCUGACCCUGUCAGAAAUGGGGAGUAGUGUGUGUAUGUGUCUGUCUGUGGUCAUGAACUUUCAAAAAGGGAGCAGAGGAGUGCUAUGUUUUGUGUGUGUGUGUGUUUUACCAGUUUAAGCAUGCAUCUCAAAAACCCUGACAGACUAUAUCCUUUUCUUCGCCUUGGUGCCUCUGCAAUGUACCCUUAAACACACACACACACACACAAACACACAUUGUAAACACUUUCUCGGUCUGCCUGGAGGUCAUCCAUAUGGAAUGUCCUAAGACUGGAGCCAGCUGUUACACUUAAACCCCCUGACUGUGCAGAGUCGGAGGGCUAGUCAUGACGUGAAGCCAUCCCAGUAUAAAGAGUGCCACCCUGCUGGCGAAAACAAGCACAGCACCCAGGGGAAGAAAAAACCCCUCUUCUUCCUGGCCUAUCAGAAGACGGGGAGAAGAAGUGUUUAGACUGACCAGUCUUUUGCACACAGACAUAGACAUUUUUAAUCUGUAAUAUUUCACUGUUUUAAAUAUAAAUGUUCGGAGAAGGGGGGAUGUUUUAUAAAUGUGAGUUGAUUUUGGAAUGUUCUGCUUGGUUCUUCAAGAAUUCCUCUGUUCAUGCUUGCCCCCCCCCCCCCCCCCCUCUUUCUGCCUCUCCGAGAUCAAUAAGGAUUUUUUUGUUCUCCACAUGCCCAAGUUACAAUCCACUCUCCCAACAGAAAGAGAGAAUGAAAAAACAGAAAAAUGGAUCCAAGAAGCCUUCCAAAAAUUGAUACCAUAAUAAAAGUUUUAUAUGCAA
Molecule: messenger RNA, 4370 nt
Organism: Alosa sapidissima (American shad)
Lineage: Eukaryota; Metazoa; Chordata; Actinopteri; Clupeiformes; Clupeidae
Product: prostaglandin F2 receptor negative regulator-like
Exons: 6
Coding region: 545-2467 (640 amino acids)
Source: RefSeq, a predicted model, not a curated record